Messenger RNA from Opisthorchis viverrini, 279 nucleotides. RefSeq lists its product as hypothetical. NCBI's taxonomy places the organism in Eukaryota, Metazoa, Platyhelminthes, Trematoda, Opisthorchiida, Opisthorchiidae. Bases 1 to 279 code for a protein of 92 amino acids. The transcript has 2 exons. The record is from RefSeq and is a predicted model, not a curated record.
AUGACAAUCUUAGCAUUGGAAUUGUCUUGUUCACCUUGUAAACAUCGUUCAGCUGUAGCACCCUUCCGGUGCCUAACUGCCAUGCCACCUGAAGGUUGCACGAGGGCUGGGAUACUGUCAGGUUGCCCAAGCCUAGACAAGGGCAGUCGAAAGGCGGAGGUUGGGUUCGAACCACAGACCUUCCGGUCAGCAACUGAAUGUGCUGCACCAUGCCGCCUCACCUUCCAGCUGCUACGAUAUUCCAGACAUAGCGAUACAUGUACAGACGUAAUGCACUAA